Diceros bicornis minor is the source of this 4999-nucleotide messenger RNA. RefSeq names its product taste 1 receptor member 3 (gene TAS1R3). Gene Ontology annotation, biological process: sensory perception of sweet taste; sensory perception of umami taste; G protein-coupled receptor signaling pathway. Gene Ontology annotation, molecular function: G protein-coupled receptor activity; sweet taste receptor activity. The record is from RefSeq and is a predicted model, not a curated record. Lineage: Eukaryota; Metazoa; Chordata; Mammalia; Perissodactyla; Rhinocerotidae. Gene Ontology annotation, cellular component: membrane.
GAGAACAGACAUGGCUCCACCCACAGGGCUGUGUUGAGAGGACAGAUCUGAGGCGAGCCGCACACGGACACCCUGUGGGGAGAAGAGACCUGCCCGGCUGCGGCCAGUGGAGGGGCUGCUCUGGGCCAGGACAGGGGCCCAGGCAGAAAGAGAACACGUCAGGUCCUCUCAAGCACUCCACCCAAUGUCAGACCCAAAUAGUGUCCAACGCCAGGCCACCUCCAGGGUCUGCCACUGCACCCUGCCCAGUUGUGCCCACACCCAGCAGGGACAAGAGCCCUCUGUGGUGCCAGCAAAGGCUGAUGACUAUGAGGGACUGGCCUGGGAGAAGAGCCUGGGGUCCACACGGGCCAGAGAGCAAGGGCUGCACAUGUGUGUGCGUGCAUGCCUGCAGAUGUAAAGGUGCAGUGCACUGCGUGUGUGCUAUGCCUAUGCAUGUGCGUAUCCUGAGUGUGCUGUGCAGCAUGGGCCCCCCCACGGGGCAGUGGGGUCAGGCAAGGGCCAGGUCCCUAUGACACCUUCUGUAGGCCCAGAGCCCCCACCCCUGGGCUGUUGCUAGCCUCCCCAGCUCCUCCGGGUGCAUGGGGCCUGAUCUGCACCUCUACCCCCAAGCCUAGUGUCAGAGGCCGGCAGACCCAGGCUACAGGAAGCUGGUCCCCAGGCACCCAGAGGCUAAGUGUGAACUGCCGCCCCGCCCAUCGGGGCCCCUGUACACCUGGUGCUGACCCAGCUGCAGCAGCCCAUUUGGUUACAGCCUCUCCUCUCAUUUGCAUGUGCCUUUCUGCAGGCCCAGCUGUGAGCCCUGUCCCCAGGAGGAGGCACCUGCCAUAUUGAGUGCUCAGGGUUGGUGUGGGCACAGCCGGCCACAGGGCUCCUGAAGCUUCCAGGCCUCAGACCCCAGGGGAGGAAUGGCCCAGACCCUCAAGGUGCACUGUUCCCAUGCAGGCUGAGAGGCCAUAGCCCUGACCCCAGCCACAGGGUGGAGGCCACGCUGGCCGACUGUCCACUGGCCUCCUGGCUGGUCUGCAGGGCUGUGGGACACUUCCCUUCAGGCUGCCCCUUGGGCUUGCAGAUGGAGCCAGCCCUGCGACGUCCCCAGCUGCUGACAGUGCUUCUCCAGGGUUGGAGAGAGAAGGUGUUUGUGUGCCUACACACUGGGGCACUGGCACCUCCAACCCCUCCCACAGGCAGCUAGAUAUCCCAGGACCCUCUGGCAGAGAAGUUCUGGGUGUCCCUCUCCUCCAGGAAUGGGGUGGGUGCUGAGGGUUUGGGCACAGGCAGCUAAUGGGUCAUGGUCUGGCUGCUUAGAGCCUAGCUGUCCAGGUCACUCUUGGCCAGAGAGCCUGGUGGUGUCAUCAGGAUAAGAGCGUCUGACGUGCAAACCUGCAGGGCCCAGGAGAGGGAGGAUGGCCCCCCCGAAGGGACCCCCAGGCUGGCAGGUGAGGACCGGCAAGGGUUUUGCUAAACAAAUCCUGCCCCGCCCCCGCCCCAACUCACUUUAUCUGGGGCCUGCCCAAAUCACCCACUUGCCAUCCCUGCCAGAAGCUGCCACCUGCCAUGUCAGGCCUGGCUCUCCUGGGCCUCAUGGCUCUCCUGGGCCUCCGGGCGGGGGCCCCGUUGUGCCUGACCCAGCAGUUCCAGAUGCCGGGGGACUACGUGCUGGGCGGGCUCUUCCCCGUGGGCUUGGCUGAGGGUGCCAGUCUCACCAACAGGACACAGCCCAACACCACCAUGUGCACCAGGUUCUCGUCCGUCGGCCUGCUCUGGGCGCUGGCUGUGCAGAUGGCUGUGGAGGAGAUCAACAACGGGUCCACCCUGCUUCCCGGGCUGCACCUGGGCUACGACUUCUUCGACUCGUGCACAGAGCCCGUGGUCGCCAUGAAGCCCAGCCUCCUGUUCAUGGCCAAGGCGGGCAGCCGCAGCAUCGCCGCCUACUGUGACUACGCACAGUACCAGCCCCGCGUGGUGGCCGUCAUCGGGCCCCACUCGUCCGAGCUCGCCCUUGUCACCGGCAAGUUCUUCAGCUUCUUUCUCAUGCCUCAGGUCAGCUAUGGCGCCACCACGGAACGGCUGAGCAACCGGGAGGAGUUCCCGUCCUUCUUCCGCACAGUGCCCAGCGACCGCGUGCAGGCGGCAGCCAUGGUGGAGCUGCUGCAGGAAUUCCGCUGGAACUGGGUGGCUGCCAUGGGCAGCGAUGACGAGUACGGCCGGCAGGGUCUGAGCCUCUUCUCUGGCCUGGCCACUGCGCGGGGCAUCUGCAUCGCGCACGAGGGCCUGGUGCCGCUGCUUGGCGCCGACAGCCGGAAGCUGGGCUCCCUGCAGAGCCUGCUCCAGCAGGUGAACCAGAGCCACGUGCAGGUGGUGGUGCUGUUCUCCUCCGCCCUCGCCGCCCACACCUUCUUCAGCCUCAGCAUCCGCUGCGGGCUCUCGCCCAAGGUGUGGGUGGCCAGCGAGGCCUGGAUAACCUCAGAACUGGUCAUGAUGCUGCCCGGCAUGGCCCAGGUGGGCACCGUGCUUGGCUUCCUGCAUCGGGGCGCCCUGAUGCCCGACUUCUCAUCAUACGUGCAGACUCGCCUGGCCCUGGCUGCUGACCCUGCCUUCUGCGCCUCGCUGAACGCUGAGCAGCCGCCCCUGGGGGGGCGUGUGGUGGGCCCGCGCUGCCCCCAGUGCGACCACAUCACACUGAAGAAUGUGUCCACCCUGCUGCCGCACCACCGGACCUUUGCUGCUUAUGCAGCCGUGUAUGGCGUGGCCCAGGCCCUCCACAACACGCUGCUCUGUAACGCCUCUGGCUGCCCCACACGGGAGCCUGUGCGGCCCUGGCAGCUCCUGGAGAACAUGUACAACAUGACCUUCCGAGUACGUGGCACAGUGCUGCGGUUUGACGCCAGGGGGAAUGUAGACAUGGAUUAUAACGUGAAGCUGUGGGUGUGGCAGGACCUGAUGCCCACAUUGCUCACCGUGGGCACCUUCAGUGGCCGCCUGCAGCUCCAGCACUCCCGGAUACGCUGGCACACGCCGGAAAACAAGGAGCCUGUGUCCCAGUGCUCACGGCAGUGCAAAGAGGGCCAGGUGCGCCGCGUGAAAGGCUUCCACUCCUGCUGCUACGACUGUGUGGACUGCAAGGCGGGCAGCUACCGGCGCAACCCAGAUGACCUCCUCUGCACCCUGUGUGACCAGGACCAGUGGUCCCCAGACAGGAGCACGCGCUGUUUCCCCCGCAGGCCCAAGUUCCUGGCAUGGGGGGAGCCGGCCGUGCUGGUGCUGCUCAUGCUGCUGGGCCUGGCUCUGGGCCUGGCACUGGCAGCCCUGGGGCUCUUCAUCCAGCACAGGGACAGCCCGCUGGUUUGGGCCUCGGGGGGGCCACGGGCCUGCUUUGGCCUGGCCUGCCUGAGCCUUGUCUGCCUCAGCGUCCUCCUGUACCCCGGCUGGCCCAGCCCCACCAGCUGCCUGGCUCAGCAGCUGCUGCUCCACCUCCCACUCACCGGCUGCCUGAGCACCCUCUUCCUGCAGGCGGCCGAGAUCUUUGUGAGGGCAGAGCUGCCAAUAAGCUGGGCGGAUUGGCUGCAUGGCCGCCUUCGGGGGCCCUGGGCCUGGCUGGCGGUGCUGCUCGCCAUGCUGGCGGAAGCAGCACUGUGCACCUGGUACCUGGUGGCCUUCCCACCGGAGGUGAUGACAGACUGGCGGGUGCUGCCCACAGAGGCACUGGUGCACUGCCGUGUGCACUCCUGGGUCAGCUUCGGCCUGGUGCACACCACCAAUGCCACGCUGGCCUUCCUCUGCUUCCUGGGCACCUUCCUGGUGCAGAGCCAGCCCGGCCGCUACAACGGCGCUCGUGGCCUCACCUUUGCCACGCUGGCCUACUUCAUCACGUGGAUCUCCUUUGUGCCCCUCUUUGCCAACGUGCACGUGGCCUACCAGCCCGCUGUGCAGAUGGGCGCCAUCCUCCUCUGCGCCCUGGGCAUCCUGGCCACCUUCCACCUGCCCAAGUGCUACCUGCUGCUGUGGCGGCCGGAGCUCAACACCCCCGAGUUCUUCCUGGGAGGGGGUCCGGGCAAUGCCACAGGACAGGAUGGCAGUAGGGGUGGGGAGGAGACUCAGGGCAAAAACAAGUGAUUCCUGACCAGGUGACCUUACCCCCAUGAAACCAGACCUAGUUGAGAUGCCCCCAAACCAAGUCCCCAUGCAGGAACCGGCAAACUGUGCCCCGACUCUGCUGAGACCCCCCAGCUCUAGAUUCUGGCCCCAGGCUGACUGCUGACAGUGCAUGAGGGGCCUCAGCCCCGUGGGUCUCACCACCUGGGACCCCAGAGAGUCAGGCUCUAUCCCCAUCCCAGCCAAGCCCUGGCCAAGGCCUGCCCAGGUGACCCAGCCCCACUGUUCUGGAAAGAGGCCCAUGGAGGGUUCCUCAGGCCCCCGCAGCCCGUGCUGAAAGCUCAGACAGCCCCCUGAAAGCCGAGCUGGGCGUCACUUGGCUGAGCCUGGAGCCACCACCCAGUACCCCCUCUAAGUGUCACAGAAAUGGAACGCUAGUGGGUGGGCUGCCCUGAUCCCUCUGUAGGGUGUGUGCCUGACCGUGGCCUCCAGCGCAGGACAGACGCUUGCUCAGGCGGAGACCAGCACCCAGCUUCCUUCUCGCUCCCUGGCCCUGCCAGGUGGGUAGAAUGGGGUCAGCCUGCCACCAGCACCGUGGACAGAGCCCAGGCCGGCGCGGGGCGGGGUGUGGGGGGGGUGGUCAGCACCAAGGCCAGUGCCAGCCACCAGGACCCCUGGAGCCGGGAGCCAGCACCACAGACAGAAGACAGCCCAGCAGGACCCUGCUAGCAGCCAGCACCGGGACAGAGCCUUGUGGCUGAGCUGGGACCCCCGAGGAGACCACCUGUCCUAAAUCAGCUCUUGGCCAGGCCCUGGGGAGGCUGGACCAGCCCCCACGCCCCAGUCUCCUAAGGCAGCCCAGCUGGAGAGAGAGAAAGGACACAAACCACACCUCAGUCCCAUA